Messenger RNA from Quercus lobata, 2838 nucleotides. It is a transcript of the gene EXO70G1, whose product is annotated as exocyst subunit exo70 family protein G1. Lineage: Eukaryota; Viridiplantae; Streptophyta; Magnoliopsida; Fagales; Fagaceae. The record is from RefSeq and is a predicted model, not a curated record. Gene Ontology annotation, molecular function: phosphatidylinositol-4,5-bisphosphate binding. Gene Ontology annotation, cellular component: exocyst. The transcript has 2 exons. Bases 305 to 2332 code for a protein of 675 amino acids. Gene Ontology annotation, biological process: exocytosis.
AAGAGCUUACUUUUGCAUCUCAUCGCAUUUGCUAAGGUCUCUUCUGUCUGUCGCUCUCUUUCUCUCUCUCUCAAUUUCCGAGGAUUCUUCGAUACUACCGAUUCAGAAUCCAACUUCUCUACCAUUUCUUUUUUCCAACUCAACUCGCCGGCUCGACUCGCUCUCCAAAGAUUUUUAAGAUCGCCCAUUAGAGGAAAAAGCCUGUUGUCUUCCAAAGUUGCUGUCUUUUUUUUCAAUUCAGUGAAAAUAUUGAGAUUCAAAGGUCUGAUCUUUCUUAGGGUUUUGGGGUGGGUUUUGAAUUGGAAUGGCGAAUGACAAUAAAAUUGAGACCUUGAUUUCUGCUAGGAAGUCUUUGAAGCUUAGCUUAGAGAAGUCAAAGGCUUUAGGGUUAGCUUUAGGCAAAGCUGGGCCAAGAUUAGAGGAGAUUAAUCAAACAUUACCUUCUCUUCAGGCUGCGGUUCGGCCUAUUCGAGCCGACAAGGAUGCCCUUGUUGCGGUUGGGGGCCAUAUCAACCGUGCAGUAAGCCCGGCAGCAGCAGUGCUUAAGGUGUUUGAUGCUGUUCAUGGGCUCGAAAAGUCGUUGUUGUCUGACCCGCGGAAUGAUCUCCCGGGCUACUUAUCAGUGUUGAAACGCCUUGAGGAGGCUUUGAAGUUUUUGGCAGAUAAUUGUGGAUUGGCAAUUCAGUGGUUGGAAGAUAUAGUGGAGUAUUUGGAGGAUAAUACGGUAGCUGAUGAACGGUUCCUAUCGAAUUUGAAGAAGUCAUUGAAAAAUCUUAGAGAAUUGCAGGAUGAUGGGGAGAGGGCUCACCUUGAUGGUGGGCUUUUAGAUGCCGCAUUGGAUAAGUUGGAAAAUGAGUUUAGGAGGCUCUUGACCGAGCAUAGUAAUCCACUUCCAAUGUCAUCAUCAUCAUCCCUUGGUGAGCAAGCAUGCAUCGCGCCAUCACCUUUGCCGGUUAGUGUCAUUCAGAAGUUGCAAGCAAUUCUUGGGAGAUUAAUUGCUAAUAAAAGACUUGAUAAGUGUAUAUCAAUCUAUGUUGAAGUUCGUAGCUCAAAUGUUAGAGCGAGUUUGCAGGCUCUUAAUUUGGAUUACCUUGAGAUCUCUGUAUCAGAAUUCAAUGACGUGACUAGCAUAGAGGGGUAUAUAGCACAGUGGGGUAAGCAUUUGGAGUUUGCAGUGAAGCAUUUGUUUGAGGCAGAGUAUAAGCUUUGUAUUGAUGUUUUUGAAAGGAUGGGAUUGGAUGUGUGGAUGGGUUGCUUUGCAAAGAUAGCUGCUCAGGCUGGUAUUCUUGCAUUUCUUCAAUUUGGGAAGACUGUUACAGAGAGUAGGAAAGACCCCAAUAAGCUUUUAAAGUUGUUAGAUAUAUUUGCAUCUUUGAACAAAUUGAGACUGGACUUUAACCGGCUGUUUGGUGGAGCAGCAUGUGUUGAAAUUCAGAACCUGACAAGGGAUCUCAUCAAGAGGGUGAUUGAUGGGGCAGCAGAGUUGUUCUGGGAGCUUCUGGAUCAAGUUGCGUUACAAAGAGAGAUCCCGCCUCCUCCAGAUGGGGGUGUUCCAAGAUUGGUAAUCAUCAUUAUUGAUUACUGUAAUAAGCUGCUUGGGGAUGAUUACAAGACGAUCCUAACCCAGGUUCUGGUCAUUCACCGGAGUUGGAAGCAUGAAAAAUUUCGAGAAAGGGUCCUUGUUAAUGAGGUUUUGAACAUAAUCAAAGCCAUUGAACAAAAUUUGGAGGCAUGGAUGAAGGUUAUUGAGGAUGGCACCCUAUCUCACUUUUUUGCAAUGAACAACCACUGGUAUUUGUACAAGCACCUGAAGGGAACAAAAGUUGGGGAUCUCCUUGGUGAUUCUUGGUUAAAAGAACAUGAACAGUCCAAGGACUAUCAUUCCACUUACUUCUUGAAAGACAGCUGGGGAAAGCUUCCAGGUCAUUUAAGUAGGGAAGGUCUGCUUAUGUUUUCAGGUGGACGUGCUACUGCUCGUGAUCUUGUCAAGAAAAGGCUGAAAGCAUUCAAUGAAGCUUUUGAUGAGAUGUAUACGCAGCAGUCAAACUGGGUUGUGUCUGACAAAGAUUUGAGGGAGAAGACAUGCCAGGUUGUAGUGCAGGCGGUUGUGCCUGUUUACCGAAGCUACAUGCAGAAUUAUGGACCCUUGGUAGAGCAAGAUGCAAGUUCCAGCAAGUAUGUAAAGUACACCGUGCAGACUUUGGAGAAAAUGUUAAUGUCUCUUUUUCAUCCAAAGCCCGGGAGAUAUGGCAGUUUCAAAGGCAGGCAGUCUAGUGGGAAAUUCAACAAUGGAGUAGCAGAUCUUCGUCGUACUGCUUCUGCAGUUGUCUGAUUUUCUAUCCCUAUUUACUUUAUUUUGGUUAAUCUGAAAGGGUAUCAUGCUCCAAUAUUCUCCUCCCAUAGUCAGAUGGUUAGCCAGUUGCCUUGUAUAUAUAAUGUAUUACCAAAGAGCCAUGCAACUGUUGCAAAAAAAAAAAAAAAAUCAUUUAUUGGAUUUAGAGAAGGGUGUUCUUCUGAACAUUGGCAUUCAAUUGCCAAAAUUUUCUCCAUGAGAUGGAGUUUUUGUAACUUGUUGACGAAGAAUAGAGAACUAUUUCCCAUGCUUGAAGGGUUCUGACAAAGACAUAAGAUCUCAAAUACCAGACAUGAUGUUGAACAAGUUUUAAGGGCCUAUUGGAUAAGGUUGGUAGAUAAUACUUAUGAACUAUAGCUAUUCAUUAUUUAUUUCUCUCUCCCAUCUUUACUUGUGACUUCAAUUGCUAAGUAGGCAGCAGGAAAAUUCUUGUAAUUGCUAGAUUUCAUGUACAAUUAUUUGAUAAAAUGUGCAUCUAGAGAUCA